Moesziomyces aphidis is the source of this 1764-nucleotide messenger RNA. NCBI's taxonomy places the organism in Eukaryota, Fungi, Basidiomycota, Ustilaginomycetes, Ustilaginales, Ustilaginaceae. The record is from the annotation of a GenBank genome assembly.
AUGGCGUCAAUAGGCCAUCAUCGCAGCACAAUACGCAGCUCGCUGUAUGCGCUCGUCGUGCUGCUCGUGCUCUGCCUCGUUCGUCCAGCAUCGGCAUUCACCGUCACCAUCUCGGAAAAGGAUGAGCUGCGCCAGACCUGCUCCGGCAUGAUCGCCGGCGGCGACAGCCACAUCGAGGCCAUCUUCCACAAAAACUCCACCGGCACCGUCGCCACCAUGUUCUACGAGUUUGCCGACUUUGACAAGCUCGGCAAGCAGUCCAACGAGCGCGAUGCUUUCGGGUUCGCCCUCAGGACCUACAUCUGCACGCCGGGCGCCAUGCAGCAGUCGCUCUGCACACAGGAGCAGCUCGGCAACUUUAUCGUCGACGAGGCCGGCGGAAAGGCCACCACGGUCCAGCUCAAGAGGCUCGACUUCCCCGCCACGGGAUCGACCGAUGAGACGACGCUCCGAUACAACGUGACCAAGACCGGAUACUACUGCUUCGGUGCGACCGAAGUGCCGCUCGUAUCGCUCGAGGAUGCAGUCAAAGGUGGCGGCGGCGACGUCGCGGUGCAUGCUGCGUUCACGGGCCGCGUCGAGUUUUUCAACAAGUUCAAAGGCAACCUGCCUGCAGCCGAGCAUCCGAAGCUGAUGUUCUACUUUGCCAUGACGCUGGCGUACGUGGUGCUGGGCGUGUACUGGCUGUCGCUCUGCAUGCGCCACCGCGACCAGCUGCUGAUGGUGCAGCACUUUAUCUCGGGUACGAUCGCCUUUCUGGUGGUCGAGAUGGCGGCGCAGUGGGCGUACUACUACUACCUCAAUGCGCAUCUCGUCGACUUCUUCCGCAUCCGCGAGGUGAACGGCAACACGGCCGUCACGGCGCUGGCGCGCUUCCUGCUCGUGCUCACCAGCAUCCUCGAUGCUGGCCGCAACUCGGUGUCGUUCUUCCUGCUGCUCAUCGUCGCCAUGGGCUACGGCGUCAUCCGCCCGUCCAUCGGCCCCGUGAUGACGAGGGUGCGCUGGCUCACCGCCGCCCACUUUGUCUUUGGCGUGCUCUACUCGGUCGGCAUCGUGCUGAUUCAGCUCGACCAGGGAGGUGCAUGGAUCUUUGCCUUCAUCUUCCCUCUCGCCAUGACGCUCACCGCCUUCCUCACCUGGAUCAUGAACUCGCUCAACCGCAGCAUCGAAUACCUCACCCAGCGCAAGCAGACGUUCAAGCGCUCCAUGUUCGUCAAGCUCCACCGCAUUCUCCUUGGUGCCGUGGUGGUCAUCUUUGCCUUUUUCAUCAUCUCCUCGCUGGCAUUCUCGCAGUCGGGCGGCGAGGGAUUCGCACCCAACACGUGGCAGUACCGGUGGUUCCUGCUGGAUGGCUGGUUGGGGCUGCUGUACUUUGGCGUGUUCUGCGCGAUUGCGUGGGUAUGGCGCCCGACGGGGCACAACAUGCGGCUGGCCAUGUCGGACGAGCUUGCGACCGACGACGAUCCCACCGCUGAGGGGUACGAGGUGGACACGUUUGCGCGCGGUCCCGACGGUCCGGAUAGCGAGGACGAAGACGACCUCGAGGCGCGUGCCACAUCCAAGGGUGGUGCGGGCGCGCGCGGCGUGCAGGACGAUGUCGUCUUCGAGAUCGGCGACGAGGAUGACGAUGCCGAUCGCAGCAGGGAGGGCGGUAGGAGCGACGCGCGCACCGCCACGCACGGCGAGAGACAGGGACUCAUGGGUGCCGGCAACAACUCGGAAGAGACGCUUGUGCCCGGAAAGAAGGCAGACAAAAACGAUUAG